UUCCAAAUUCUUUAUAUUUAUUGAGGUACAAUAUAAUUUUGCUGUUCAACGCAGGAAAGUCAUGCGGUAAUAAGGAAAGUGUUCUAUAAGAGAAAAAAAGAAGGAAUGUUCGCAUUGGUACAACUUUCAAUCGUUGCACCUUUCCCAUUUGUAAUUUGAUCGUGUUUUUUAACAAAUUUUUAAAUAUGAAGAUCGCCGUGAUCGGUGCUGGAUCCGCUGGUCUUGCUGCUCUACGACAUUGUACUUCUGAUUCAUAUGAUACUCAAGUAAUAUGUUACGAAAAAACAGAUCAAGUAGGCGGUACAUGGGUUUACAGGGAAGAAACAGGUUUAGAUCGAUAUGGUUUACCAAUACACACUAGUAUGUACAAAAAUUUAAGAACAAAUCUUCCAAAAGAAGUGAUGGGAUAUCCUGAUUAUCCUGUUCCGGAUAAUCCUGACAGUUACUUGACUCGAACGCAAAUACUUGAAUUCUUAAAUUCAUAUUGUGACCAUUUUAAUCUCCGUCAGUAUAUCCAGUUUCUUCAUAAUGUUGAACUAGUGGAACCAUCAAUCGGAGAUCGAAAAUGGAUGAUCAAAGUAAAAGAUUUAAAAAGGAAUAUCAUUUUAGAAGAAUCAUUUGAUGCAGUUAUGAUAUGCAAUGGUCAUUACUUCGAACCUAACAUACCAAAUUUGAAAGGUCAAAAAAUUUUUCAAGGGGAACAAUUACAUAGUCACGAUUAUAGGGUGCCAGAUAUUUUUACCGAUAAAACUAUAGUUGUACUUGGUGCCGGACCUUCGGGAAUGGAUUUAGCUUUGGAAAUAUCGAAGAAAGCGAAACGAAUAAUUUUGAGUCAUCAUUUGAAGGAUCCCAUAGGCACUGUAUUUCCUGACAAUGUUAUUCAAAAACCAGAUGUAAAAGAAUUGACUAAGCACGGUGUUCUUUUUAAAGAUGAUACUAAUGAAUCUGUUGAUGCGAUAUUUUAUUGUACAGGAUAUAAAUAUAGCUUCCCCUUUCUGAGUGAAAAAUGUGGAGUACGGGUAGAUUCUAAUAUGGUGACACCAUUAUGGAAGCAUUUGAUAUCGAUUGAAAAUCCCACCCUUGCAUUGAUUGGUCUUCCCUUUUAUGUUUGUGCCUUCAGCAUGUUCGAUUUGCAGGUCCGUUUUGUUCUACGAUAUUGGUCAGGAAAAAAGGACUUUCCUCCUAAAACAGAUAUGCUGAAAGACGAAACACAAGAAUUAGAAAGUCGCAAAAAAGAGGGUCUGCAAAAAAGACAUUUUCAUAUGAUGGGAUUUAAGCAAGAUUGCUAUUAUGAUGAUCUUGCAAAUACUGCUGGAAUAACGCCAUUACCUCCAGUUCUUACAAAAUUGCAUAACGAAAGCAGUUUGCUUUUCUUGGAUGAUUUGGUACACUAUCGGGAAAAGAGAUAUAAGAUCAUCGAUGAUUACAAUUUUAUUCAACUUUGAAAUGGUAUCUUUUUCGGAAUAUAAAAUAUACAUUCGCUAACUUGAUAUAAUUAUUAUGAAAAUAUUAUUUUGUAUUUAAUCGACUCAAUUAUAAAUAUUAUGUAAGAUAGACUGAAAAUUGCUAUCUUUACUUAUUUUAUAAUAUUAAUUAUUUUAUAAUGAUAGGAUGAUAAAUAAAUUGUAAAUUUUUUCGU
Messenger RNA from Apis dorsata (giant honeybee), 1639 nucleotides. RefSeq names its product senecionine N-oxygenase-like. Gene Ontology annotation, molecular function: flavin adenine dinucleotide binding; NADP binding; N,N-dimethylaniline monooxygenase activity. The record is from RefSeq and is a predicted model, not a curated record. The transcript has 8 exons. Lineage: Eukaryota; Metazoa; Arthropoda; Insecta; Hymenoptera; Apidae. The coding region runs from base 186 to 1445 and encodes 419 amino acids.